Messenger RNA from Lucilia cuprina (Australian sheep blowfly), 1189 nucleotides. RefSeq lists its product as uncharacterized. Bases 122 to 733 code for a protein of 203 amino acids. The record is from RefSeq and is a predicted model, not a curated record. Gene Ontology annotation, cellular component: lysosomal membrane. Lineage: Eukaryota; Metazoa; Arthropoda; Insecta; Diptera; Calliphoridae. The transcript has 5 exons.
UACAACACUUUCAACAGCUGAUCACAUUAAAUAAAGAAAUUAAAAGUUUUCGCGAAAUUUUCUUUAUUUUCCGUCGCCCACUUUUAUUAACACAAUAAAGAUUCAAUUGUUACAAAAAUUAAUGGAGUACAAGAGAUUAUUUAUAUUUACAAUACUAUUGGCAACAUGUUUUUUAAUUGGCGUGACAUGGGCUGACAAUGCCACACAAACAAAUGGAACGGAGAUAAAGGUACAGAAGCCAGCUUUGGUUAGUAGUACUGCUGAACCACCCAUAGUUAAGGUAUUAACUAAAUCGGAACUUCCAGUAGCCAAUACAACGACAGCUCCCAAAUGCGUGUGCGAUGGGGCACUAUUACCACGUUUGGGAGAAAACGGUAAGGCUUUGGAAAUCUGCCCAGAAUGUAAAUGUAAACAUGAAGCCCGUAAUACUACCUUAAUUAAGGUCGUUGUAAUAAUUGUUAUUUGGAUUAUAUCCAUACUAGUGAUAUACAUGCUUUUCCUUAUGUGCCUGGAUCCGCUGUUAAACAAACGUGUCAAGGCCAACUAUCAGGAGCACACCAAUGAAGAUGAUGAUACCACUACUGCUUCUCCUUCUAUGCCUUCUACAGCAAAUCAAGAACUUAAUGCUCGAGCCAAUGUUCUUAAUCGGGUGGGUCAUCAACAGGACAAAUGGAAGAGACAAGUGCGUGAACAACGUCGUCACAUCUACGAUAGACGUACCAUGCUUAAUUAAAAAAUGACAUUAUUUGAAAGGCAUUUUGCUUAAGAAUUGGUGGCGGUUUAGAUACAAAAAUCACGCCUUUUUAAAAAAAAUAUUUUAUUGCUUAUAAUUAUUAUUAUAUUAUGUAUUAGAAACCCAUAUUAGUUUCAUUUAUUGCUAUAUUUAUCAAAGUUUUUUCUUUCUUAUUUUCUUUGCUUUUAUCAAAUUGUAAAUUUUGUCAUUAUUUUGCAAAUUGAACCCCAUCUUGGUUUAGGAUCUCGUAUCAUUUGAAUGAAUGUAAUUAGUAUUGAUUUUAUUUGUUUGUUUUCACUUUAUCCUUUUUCUAUAUUUUGUAUUUGUCUUUAGAUAUUCUCAAACAUACCAAUAUUUGAAAGAUACUUUAUUAAUUUAAUUAAUUAGGAUUAAAAUCAUAAAUUAUCAUGUGGAGAACAAAAUUUAAUAAACGAAAUUAUAAUUAUAUUAAAAUUA